UCAUAUUAGCAGACAUCGGAUCUCUUGUAAACCCUGAGGUAAACCCUCAGACCUCCGUGGUGAAGGAGAAGGUGGAGUCUGUAGACUUCGGCCUAUCACCAUGUCUGCAUAUAAACACAUUACAUUUGUAAACAUACACACACAGAUAACACGGUGGCUUCCGUUAGGGGUCGAUCUUAAUGUUUCACGUAAUGCUUUCGACUUAAACACGCCAACCGUGGCUUAUUAGCAUUGUAGCGGCUGUCCGGAUAACAUUAUAGCCUGAAGACAUCUCUCCAUCUCUCGUUAAAGAACUACGCUGGAUGAAAACCGGUGGGGGGGGGAAAGCUAGCUAUCUGGCUAAUAUCCUGAGAUCUAUGAGAGGAAACUGAAAAUGACUCGAGAGAAGAUGUAGCUUGAUAAAUAAACAAUUGUUGGCCAGGAGAGGAGCUGAAUCUUCUGGACAAGAGAUCUGGAUUUGUUUAUCAGUAAGAAUCAUCAGUCAAUCAUCUUUUCCUAAAUGGAGAAAAAAGAGAAGAGGCCCAGUUACUUCACCAGGCUGAAGAAGAGGCGGCAGCUGAAGCAGGGCCAAUCAGAGAGGGCCAUGGCUAAGGAAAGCCAAUCAGACACAGACUUGAAGGUAUCAGUGAUUUGUGAGCCCAGUUUGACUACGCAGAUCGAUGAGAAAACCCGACAAAGUGAAAAGCCUAGUAAAGCUGAGAGAACUCUGAACGGAGAAUCAGUGGACAACUACAAAUCCAACGAACAGGCCAAAAAAACAAAGCAAAAGCCUCCAGGCACUGUAGAGUACACAGUGACCUCUAAGGACACCUUAAACAGCAUCGCGCUGCAGUUCAACGUCACCCCAAAUAAAAUAGUACAGCUGAACCGGCUCUUCUGUCACAGCUUGGUUCCAGGACAGAAACUCUUUGUCCCUGAUAUUGGGCAGUCAGUAAUAUCCAAGGGUUUCAAAGCUCCCGCAGGAAAAGAGUUACAGGAUGACAAAUCAAGCUGUAGGUUGAGGCACCGCGAGCUGUCUCCUCCAUCUGAGGACGAGAGCCCGGUCAAAUUCCUCAAGAUGAGCUGCAAGUACUUCACCGACGGCAUGGGAGUCGUCGGCGGUGUGAUGAUCGUGACACCCAAUAACAUCAUGUUUGACCCUCAUAAGUCGGAUCCUCUAGUGAUCGAGCAUGGCUGUGAGGAGUACGGCCUCAUCUGCCCCAUGGAAGAGGUGCUGUCCGUGGCUCUGUAUGAUGACGUGUCUCGUAUGCAGCUCAAGGAUGCUCUGCCGUCUGACAUACCUCAGGAUCUGUGUCCGUUAUACAGGCCAGGUGAGUGGGUGGAACUUCCGUCCGAACAGGAUCUGAACCCCUUUAGCCGCUACGAGGCCCUCGGCAAAUCCAACUGCCCGAUCGUCUUAGAUGACAUUGAGACGACGACCGUUUGUCCCCCUGCUGACAAGUCACCAUCCGACGAAGGCUUCACUGAGCUCGAACUGUUACAGAAUGACUCAGGAACCGAGAACGGAAGCACCGAAACAUCUCGCAGCAGGCCUGAGACUGCUGACACUACCUGCCUGAGUCUGGAAGAAGCAUCUUUGCAAGAUCUGAGUGAUUCUGUAGAAACAAAAAUGAGCGUGCUGGUCCUAACAGACCAGGCAGUUAAUGCAAUGAGGUCAUGUGAUGCAAACCAAGUAGAGGACGAGGAUGAAGGCCUUCAUAACCGUUCCACAGUCGAGAACGUAGCGUCAGUGUUAAACUUGGACAAAAAUGACACAUUGUACAAUGAAACAGAGCCUGUUGAAAAGGGAGUCGUGGUUGCUGUAGUUCAUGAGAUGAAGGAGGUGGAGAGCUCAAAUAAAGAUAAGAUUCUCACUCCUGAUUCUCCUAAAGUGGAACAAGUAGUAGAUAAGGAUCAAAAAAGAACAGUGAGCUCUGAUGACGUAACUGGGGGUUCUGGGCCAAGCUAUGAAGAGGAUAAAAAGACAACGAAGAGACCAAAUGUAGAUGAAGGAUUGAGCAAGAAGGACGAAGAUCUGCAGAACAGUGAAACGGAGAUGUCAUGGCUGAUGAAACGGAUGCAGGGUCCGAUCGAAGAUAUGCUGCUCUCUGCAGAAGAGAAAAGCAAGAAACCCCCCAUGUUCCUCUGCUUCAAAGUAGGGAAGCCCAUGAAGAAAUCCUUUGCGACUGGCCGAACCUCCAGCCCCACUCACUUUUUUGGGAGCAGAGGGAAACCCCCAGAGUACUGGUUUGCGGUUCCACAGGAAAGGGUGGACCAUCUCUACUCGUUCUUCAUCCAGUGGUCUCCCGAUGCCUACGGGAAAGACGCGCAGGAGCAGGGCUUCGUAGUCGUAGAGAAGGACGAACUUAACAUGAUCGAUAACUUCUUCAGCGACCCAGUGCCCAGAAAUUGGGAGAUCAUCACCAUGAACGAAGCAAAGAGGAGGCAAAGUUUUAGCAGUUUUGAGGAUGAGGAACCACUGGACCUACUGUCUGUUCUGACCGACCCCAGCAUGUUAUUUGAAGACACGCACAUCGAGAAGUUGGCUGCUCGACUCCCAGCCAGGGUUCAGGGUUAUCCAUGGAGGCUGGCCUACAGUACAGUGGUGCAUGGAACCAGUUUGAAGACUCUGUACAGGAACCUGGGGGAGCUGGACUGCCCUGUGCUGCUGGUCAUCAAAGACAUGAACGAUCAGGUUUUUGGAGUUUUCUCUACUCACCCAUUCAGAGUUAGUGAGCACUAUUAUGGCACUGGGGAGACCUUCGUCUAUACCUUCAGCCCUGAAAUUAAGGUCUUUCGCUGGACUGGUGAAAACUCCUACUUUGUAAAGGGAAACUUGGACUCUCUUCAGAUCGGAGGUGGAGGGGGUCAUAUUGGCCUGUGGCUGGAUGCUGACCUGUAUCAUGGGACCACCUCCAAAUGCUCCACUUUUAACAACCAACCAUUGUCUUCACAACAAGAUUUCACUGUCCAAAAUCUGGAGGUCUGGGCCUUCGAGUGAAGUUCCGUACCAUGUGAAGAAUACACGCAUAGAUACACACACACACACACACACACACACACACACACGUACACAUCAAAAUAUAAAAUCAGACAUAAUGGCAAGUAAUAUAUAAAGUGAUGGAGAAAUGGUCUACAGCUGGAUAUGUGGGGCUUCACUCUUCCUAAAAGGUUUCACAAUAAGGCACUAGUCACUUGUCACCAGACCAAGUUUCCCAGGUUGUGUUUUGAGCUCAUUAAGAAUAGGACGAAGGGUAAGAAAGAAGCAGGCUUCUGUUUGUGCCUCACUUAGACUGCCUUAAUAUUGCACACCUACCCCAGCAUGCAAUAGUGUAUCCAAGCUCCGCGUAACUAAAUAUAUCCCUUUAUAGGCUGUGACUUCAGAGCCUUAGUCAUAUUCAUCAUGCUUCCGAACCUUGGAAUGAGCCGAAGCUUGAUAUUUGAAAUAUUUCUCCAAACUCCUGUGGAUCUGUACAGGAACAGGGACUACGGUGAUGUUUACAAAAGGAAAAUGAGACCAGUUUGGUAGCGAUUAGGGGAAUCGUUCGGUUCACUUAAAGCGCGAGUGGCCGUGACCGACGCGGACGCCAUUCAUGUGAAACACAUUCCAUUUGAUAAAAAAAAAAAAAAAGAACUAUUGUCUUGACCAAAGCUUUUUAUUUAUAACUUUCCAUGUACAUUUUUUUGUUUUAUAUCGUUUGUGUGGUUUUUAAAAUUUGAAAUCAUGUCUUUUUAAUUGAAGGUUAUAUAUAUAUAUAUAUAUAUUCUCUGUAUGUGAGGAUUCUGUUCACUUCAGUUUUGUGCGUUUAUGAUUUAUAUUAUAAAGACCUCGUUCGGUCGACACUAAAGCUGGAAAGGGCGCACGGUGGAAGUAAUGUCAGUAUUACAAGUUUGCCACCGAUUUAAAGGUUUUGACUGUUUCACUGUGGUAGUGUUACAGGUCUCACACUAAUACACACCGUCGUUAUUCACAAUACGGUCUAAUCUACAUGUGAGUGCCUGUCAUGUCUUCAGUGAUGAAUAGAAGGGUCAUGAGUGAAAGCAAGUAGUCAGUAUACCGGUCAUACCAACAGGUUCCUGCAUGCUUUCGUUAACGGUUUGUUGGCAUUCCCAGUGAAUCUAUCUCUGCUCUGUAGUUCAGAACAAAAGCUGUGAAUUAUGGAAAAGAAUUGUAACGAACCACUAACAAGUGUAUGAACGUCACUAACUUCUGUAUAUCGUACAAACUUGGAAAAAGGAAGUAAAGUAGAGGUCGACCUGCGGGUUCGACGGGGUGUAAAGGGAAAAAAAAUUGGAUUUGAAAAAAUGGUGCGUUGUCACACGGUUGAUGGUGGGAUGAUGUUUAUCACUACAGUCGGAAAUCCCUUUUCACGCUUACCUAAACUAACACCACGCACAUGUAUCGGUGUACCUCGUCCAGCUUCAAUUACACUUUGUUUCCUCAGUGUGAUUGUGAUCGGUCUGUUCAGUUCAACACAACACCCAUGUGCACUAAAUUCCUGCUCAUCUUUAAACCGCUCGUUAUGUUUAAAUGUCAAAUGCGAAAGGGAAAUAAACAAGUCCACGAAAUACAUUUCACUUUAAAUGUUGCAAAGUGUCUGUUCCUUGAAUCCAAAUCCCGUCUGGUUCUAUUUCACCCCUCCGAACAGCCAAGGGCAGUGUGUCACAUAAUCAUAUGCCACGUGUACAUCUACCCUGAGAUCUUCCAACAAGGUUGUUUCACGCUGAUGACGCAGUACUCGCUAUGACCGCCGUCAUUGUCUUCUUCCUUCUUAGCUGAGUGCAUGACUUAUUAAAUUCUCACCGUAUAGAGCUUUUUGUGAGAGAGAGGUGUUUGCUCUAAUGAAUUUAGAUGUAAAAAAGAAAAGCUACGUCCAUAACACCGGCAUUAUUUAUACAACACUGCUGGGCUCUGCCUUGAGUCAUGUGUUGUUGUUGUUUUUAUCUCUGAUGCUAGUUUCUAUUCACUGUACCAUUUUGGGUUGUUUGUUUUUUCACCAUGUUUGUUCCCUCUUAGACAUUUCCUCUCCAGAUCUCCUAUCAGCUAGCUCUGGCCAAUAGUUAGCUAGCUUGUGUCUUGCACAUUUUCAGAUUUCCACAAUAUGCUUUGUGCUAGCGAUUGCUAAUUCAGCUGGAUUCCAACAAAUUCACAGCUGUUUGUGACCAGUAUCAGUUGUUGCUCUCUGGCAGAGGCGAAGAGUCUGCUGGGACAGGAUACCUUGGCACACGUCUGGUCUCACCAUAACUCAUUUUUUUUUAAACACUAGUCAGGAUUCUCCGGCGAUGCUACACAGUCCUACUUCUAGCUCCAAAAGGGCUAGCAGGGUCUUGGUGCUCUUGGUGCACCCUAAAAGCUUUCACCUACCUGUUUAUCUGGAACAGCAAAUCUACAAGGUUAAACGGUGUUAAACUUACCAUCUGGAUUGUUGCAUUAACACGAUCUUAGAAUUUUGACCAUUUCGUGUGCCCAUCUAAGUCCCCAUCUAACUCGCAGCACACUACAGUCCUAUUAAAGUAAUACUGCCUUUACGAAGAAGGCAAGAUCCCACAACCCUCCAUAGUUCCUCUGGAUUCUGGUAUGCGACAUGCCCCUAGUGCUGGAAUCCAUCAAAUUACGAGUUUAAAUAGAAACAUUUAUAAGUGUAAUUUUUUUGUUUUUCCAAAAGUGUUUGUCUUUUCUGAGUAGCUGUUACUACAGCUGAAAGACUUUUUGUGAUACGGUCAUCUUGUAGGUGUUGAUAUUAAGACUAUUUGGGUGAGAUCUUUCAGUUAAAUCCAAUCCUUUUAUAAAAACAAGCCUUGCCUUCGAUAGAGGGUCUUUGCUGUACGUGGUACAUGCCCUAUAGCAUCAUUUGAACAGGAUCGUAGAGAAAAUUAGCAAAUGGAGGCUACAGACAGGCUGAAACCCUAGGUCUUACUAUAGGAAACAACUUCACAAGGAGCAUCUCUCGCUCAUGUGACAUGUAGAGGUUCCAUUCCAUAAGUCUAUGCUCUUGCAUAAGAUCAAACUUGUCUCCUUGACCCAUGAUCCUGGUUUUCUGGCCACCUUUAAGGGUUUUCCUAAGGAGAGUCUGGUUAAUCAUGACAACGCUGGUACAUUAUCUAGAUGGUACAGACCACAACCCCACCAUCACCACCCAAACAUGUACAGAAAUACAGUGAUGUACCGAAUAUAACUGGUUUGAUCGUGCCAUCGAUGACCACCAGGGUUCCUUGUCAACCAUCUCUGCAAGGAGUGUUUUGGGACAAAUUGGUCUAUGAUGUAAAUAUUUUAGAGCAAGUACUACAUCAUGGGUCUCUUUUUCAUGACCUUGUUGGAACAUCUCUACAUGCUGGUGCACAAAAUUGGCGUCCAGAACACACCGGCUCUGGCUGUUAUCAGGGGUUCAUAGAGCGGUCGCAUAACCAGAGUUCUAUGUUACCUCCCAUUGAAUGUUCUAUUUAUUGUUGCUAUGCUGAAUUGAAUAAAAUAAAAUAUAAAUCUAAAAAUGA
Messenger RNA from Tachysurus fulvidraco (yellow catfish), 6471 nucleotides. It is a transcript of the gene ncoa7b, whose product is annotated as nuclear receptor coactivator 7. Gene Ontology annotation, biological process: regulation of transcription by RNA polymerase II; response to oxidative stress. The transcript is spliced from 16 exons. The record is from RefSeq and is a predicted model, not a curated record. Gene Ontology annotation, cellular component: nucleus. NCBI's taxonomy places the organism in Eukaryota, Metazoa, Chordata, Actinopteri, Siluriformes, Bagridae. The coding region runs from base 500 to 2980 and encodes 826 amino acids.